AUGCAGAGAGCCUCGGUUUAUUCAGAUAUGGUUGGUGAUCCUGAGGGCAUACACAUACCUCCGGUAUUCGUAUCCAAAAUGGCUGGGGAAACCUUGAAGAAGUUUGCCAGAGGCGAAGAUGCGGAAUGCUGUAUAAACUCGUCGAUGGAUGAGACUGCAGGGACAGUGUUGGUGAUGUCGUUCGUAUCACUUGUUGUCAUCAUAUCAGUUGUAGCUUCAUUUCUUUUUGCUCGGAACUGCCGACUUUUACGCCAUGGAGUUGAUAAUCGUCCACCUUAUAUCAAGAAGCAUGUGGUGGAAAAGCUUUCGUCCUUGGUAUAUAAAGCUCCGUGCUCAAGUGGCAACAAUUGUGAAGAAGCUUGUGCCAUUUGUUUAGAAGACUAUGAUAAUGGUGACAUGCUUAGACUUCUCCCAUGUUCUACAGAAUUUCAUGUGGAGUGUAUUGAUCCCUGGCUGACAAAGUGGGGCACAUUUUGCCCAGUAUGCAAACUUGAGGUACUCACAGGUGAAUAAGCAG
Messenger RNA from Triticum dicoccoides, 517 nucleotides. Its product is annotated as receptor homology region, transmembrane domain- and RING domain-containing protein 1-like. The coding region runs from base 1 to 513 and encodes 170 amino acids. The record is from RefSeq and is a predicted model, not a curated record. NCBI's taxonomy places the organism in Eukaryota, Viridiplantae, Streptophyta, Magnoliopsida, Poales, Poaceae. The transcript has 4 exons.